GUCCAUGUAGAAUCAAGUUAAUUUAAAAACGAAGAAAGAGAGUUAAUGGACAACAUCAAAUCAAAUAUUUCUUCGCAAAUAUCCUUCUUCAUUAGUUUAAUUCUGUGCAACUAGUCAUGUCACAAUCGCAACAAAACACGGCUGUAAAUCAAUUUUUGGAUUUGGUAAAUUCGUCGAACAAAAAUCCGCAACGAGCACCUGUUACGUCAGCGGUUGCCUUAAAAUUCCUCUUUGCCCGAAAAUUCGAUGUGAAUCGUGCUGUGCAGCUUUUCGAGCAACAUGAAUUGACGCGUUUGCGGGAAGGAUUGUACAAUAUUAAUCCCAUGACGACUGAUUUGCUCACGGAACUACAAACUGGAAAAUUUACCAUUUUGCCUGAACGCGAUGCAAGCGGCGCAGCAAUUGCCUUAUUCACCGCAAAUUUACAUAACCCCGAAGGAGUUUCGCACAAGUGUACAUUACAGGGCAUCGUUUAUCAACUCGACGCCGCCUUACUCGACAUUCAAACGCAAAAAGCUGGUCUCGUUUUCAUCUACGACAUGAGUCAGUCACGUUAUUCCAAUUUCGACUACGAAUUGUCGCACAAAAUUUUGACGCUGCUAAAGGGACAAUAUCCAGCGAGAUUACGUAAAGUGCUGAUUGUUACAGCGCCAUUGUGGUUCAAAGCGCCUUUCAAAAUCCUGCGACUUUUUGUCAAAGAGAAACUUCGAGAUCGGGUGUUUACUGUUUCCGUUCCGCAACUGAGUUUGCAUCUUCCGCGUUCUUCGUUGCCGCGACGAUUAGGAGGAACACUGGAUUUUGAUCAUUCUACAUGGUUGCUUCAUUGCUACAAAUCUAUGACGAAUCGUGAGGAUGAGAUCUUAGCCAACAUCAGUCACUGUCAGAGUGGCGAUGGCGGCGAAAUGCACGCGAACAGCACAAAUGCCACGUCGCAAGAAAUUGAUAAUCAAAAUAUAGAUUUUGGCAGUGAUAGUUUGUUAGUAGAUAACACGGCGAGCGGCACCUCGACGACAGCAAAAACGGAUGAUUCAACGACAAAAUCGCCAACGACGACGACGGAAAGUCAACAGGAAAUGUCGAAAUCAGAGACGAAUCAAAACACAGAGGAACCCGAAGAAUCUGCCGUUAAUGAUUGGACCGAAAAUUCCCCGAGCAGUGCGUCAUCCGGAUUUAGUGACGACGAUAGUUUAGCGGGUGUCGAGAGCAGCGGCGAUUACAAAACUAUCGAACAAAUUGUCGAAAUGGUCAAAGGAUUGACGAAACAAGGUCUGAUAAAGGAAUAUGCGGAAAUUCGGGCAAGACCGCCGGAUGGCACAUUCACGCAGGCACGUCAUAGAAAUAAUUUGGCAAAGAAUCGCUACACAGACGUUCUUUGUUACGAUCACAGUAGAGUUAUCUUGUCGCAAGUAGAUGACGACCCAAAUUCCGACUACAUCAAUGCGAAUUUCGUAGACGGUUACAAACAGAAAAAUGCUUACAUCUCGACGCAAGGUCCCCUUCCGAAGACAUCCGGAGACUUUUGGCGCAUGGUAUGGGAGCAACACUGCUUGGUUAUUGUGAUGACGACGCGCGUUAUGGAACGAAGUCGCGUCAAAUGCGGGCAAUAUUGGGAGCCAACGGAAGGCGGGCAAAUUGAAUUUGGAAAUUUUGUCAUUACGACAAACACAAUUGACACAAAUGACGAUUAUACCGUAGCUUCAUUAGAGAUAAAGAAUACCAAGACUGACGAAACGCGACACGUAUCACAUUGGCAAUUCACGAGUUGGCCCGAUUACGGGGUACCCGCAUCAGCAAUGGCAAUGCUCAAUUUUCUGCAGCAAGUGCGCGAACAGCAGGCGUUAAUGGUAAAAGCGCUCGGCGAUACGUGGGCAGGACAUCAUCGAGGACCUCCGAUUAUCGUGCAUUGUAGUGCGGGAAUUGGAAGAACAGGCACCUUCAUUACUCUUGACAUUUGCAUAUCGCGUCUCGAGGAUGUCGGCACAGCAGAUGUCAAAGGCACCGUCGAACGAAUCAGAUCUCAACGUGCAUACUCCAUUCAAAUGCCCGACCAAUAUGUGUUUUGUCACUUGGCGCUCAUCGAGUACGCCAUCAUGCGCAAAAUGCUGCAAUCCAUCGAUCUAACUGGCUUCAAUGACGGCGACGAGGAUUCCGAAUAAACUUAGAACCAGAAUGUUGAAUGUAGAUAAAAUUCCUGUCUCUGCAAAAAAAAUGAAAAGCUUGUUUUUUCCAAUAAACUCAAAAAAAGUUAUUUAAGACGAAAAAAAUAAAACGUGUGAACCGAAAAUAAACGAAUUUCAGUCCAGCCAAGCACAUUUUAAACAAAAAAAAAACUCAAAAUUCUAAAAUAGAAGUUCUAUUACUACUCGUAGGAAGUUAAGAUGCAAGAAACAAGCUUAAGUCAAAUUUUAACAAUCACAAUAAUUAAAAAUUAAAGAAACAUAGAAAAACUCUCUAUUAAGGUUAACAAACAAAAAAACAAUUGAAAAUGGACCUAAAUCGAUAUUUUUUUCACAAAUUUUACAAAUUUAGGUCGAAAUCAGUAUUAAAAAAAAGUUUUUUCU
Culicoides brevitarsis is the source of this 2561-nucleotide messenger RNA. RefSeq names its product tyrosine-protein phosphatase non-receptor type 9 (gene Ptpmeg2). Gene Ontology annotation, biological process: protein dephosphorylation. Bases 117 to 2156 code for a protein of 679 amino acids. The transcript has 7 exons. NCBI's taxonomy places the organism in Eukaryota, Metazoa, Arthropoda, Insecta, Diptera, Ceratopogonidae. The record is from RefSeq and is a predicted model, not a curated record. Gene Ontology annotation, molecular function: protein tyrosine phosphatase activity.